AACACUUACACGACUGAAAACAUAAUAAAAUUUCCUGGCGGAGAUGAUUAUGAUCAAAUAAUAAUAAUGAUAAUAAUACUAAUGAUGAUACUAAAUGUACUCGCGUAUAAGGCGAACCAAGUAUAAGACGACUUCUGAGUUUGAGAAGAUAUUUAGACGAUUGUUGUACUGUAUUUACUGUAAUUCAAGAGUUACCCAGUUUAAUUUACCAAUUAAUAACUAAGAAACAUUUAGUUUUAAUUUGAAUUAAAGCUCGCUUUAAUUGUAUAGUAGGUUAAUAAUAAGAAUAAUAGUAUCUGUAGUAAAAAUAAUGUGAUAAGGUAAUGAUAAUGUAAUAAAUAAAUAAUGAAAAUGCAAAUAAUAUUAAAAAAUGAUUUUUAUUUUUAACAGUAUUCAAUUGUGUUUGAUAGGAUGUGAGGUUGACAAGCCUUCAACCAUUGGUUGGAGAGGUGAAUUUGAUUAUCAGAGUGGACAAGAAGCAGUUGUAGAUCUGUCCGCAAUGAGGAAUAAUUGGUCUAAUGGUCAGUAUCAAGAUGACGGACAAUCAGUUGUAAAUGCGGCCGAUGUUGUCCAAAAUAAUCAGUCUGCUAUGAAGAAUAACCGGUCUGAUGAUCAGUAUCAAGAUGAUGGAGAAGCAGUUGUAGAUGAGGCUGACGUCAUCGAAAAUGAUCAGUCUGUCAGGAUGGAUGAUCAGUCUAAUACUCAGUAUCAAGAUGAUGGAGAAGCAGUUGUAGAUGAGGCUGACGUCAUCGAAAAUGAUCAGUCUGUCAGGAUGGAUGAUCUGUCUGAUGCUCAGUAUCGAGGUGAUGGACAAGCAGUUGUAGAUUGGGCCAACGUCGUGAAGAAUGAUCAGUCUGUCAUGAGGGAUAACCGGUCUGAUACUCAGUAUCAAGAUGAUGGACAAGCAUUUGUAGAUGAGGCUGACGUCAUCGAAAAUGAUCAGUCUGUCAGGAUGGAUGAUCAGUCUGAUGCUCAGUAUCGAGGUGAUGGACAAGCAGUUGUAGAUGGGACAGACGCCGUCAAAAGUGAUCAAUAUAUCAUGAGGGAUAACCAGUCUGAUACUCAGUAUCGAGAUGAUGGACAAGCAGUUGUAGAUGAGGCUGACGUCAUCGAAAAUGAUCAGUCUAUCAUGAUGGAUGAUCAGUCUGAUGCUCAGUAUCGAGGUGAUGGACAAGCAGUUGUAGAUGGGACAGACGCCGUCAAAAAUUAUCAGUCUGUAAUGAGGGAGGACCGGUUUGAUGCUCAGUAUCGAGAUGAUGGACAAGCAGUUAUAGAUGCAGCUGACACCGUUCGAAAUGAUCAGUCUGUCAUGAGGGAUAAUCAGUCUGAUGCGCAGUAUCGAGAUGAUGGACAAGCAGUUGUAGAUGAGGCCGACGUCGUCAAAAAUGAUCAGUCUGUCAUGAAGAAUAAGCGGUCUGAUUCUCAGUAUUGGGAUGAUGGACAAGCACUUGUAGAUGCGGCCGAUGCCGUAGAAAAUUACCAGGCUGCCACGAUGGAUGAUCAGUCUGAUGGUCAGCAGGAUCAAGAAGAUAGAGAAGCAAUUGUCGUAGAUGUGGCUGACAUAAAAGAAGAUCAGCAUGCCGGAAAAGGUUAUAACUUUGAUAAACCUUCAACGUCAAAGUUGUUUGCUGUGAGAGUGAGAGACGAGACUGAUGUUGAGAAUCCUAAAGAUGGACAAGUAGUUGUUACUGUUAAUGUGGCCGACGUGAAAAAUGAUCAGUCAAAACCAGCAGCAAAUGGACAUUUUGGAAGUGAUGCAGACCUAAAAUACAUGUACAAUGAAAUUGUUACAAAUAUGGAAAGUAAUGUGAAUGGUUCACCCAGACAUAGAGCAGCAGGAAGUAUCAACGAACAUUUUGGGGGUCGUAUCUCAGCUUCGGAUGAAAUAUCUGUUGUAGAUGCUAACCUCGAAAUGACGAUAGCAUUUGCUGCAAACGGAGAUGAACCUGAUUAUUACUCCAUAGACUCUGGCGAACUUGACCCGGCAUCUUCUACUGAUGCCAGAGGCCCACGAAUCAGAGCUGUAGAAAAUAGACUAGCAGCGAAUUUAGCCAAACAGACUCCAGUGGAAAAUCAUAAUUCUUGUGUGAAUGAAACGCUACCGGACAAACCUCUUGAUAGACUAGGGAAAAAAACCACAAUAUCACCGAUUUACAGCUGCUUCCACUGAUUUGUUAGAUACACCGGAAAACCUAUUGGAUGCAGCUGACGUAUGCACCUACCCGUCAAUCAGACAACCAUUUAACGUUAAUCAUAAAUCACAAUUUCAAAACUGAUCAGUAACUUUAUACGGAUUAUAUUUUCUGUAUCUCAACGUUUAGAAUACAUUAUACUAUGCUCAUUUACUAUAACAAUAGAAACUAUGUAUCUACUUUGUCAUAUUGAUUAAAUAAUACGGUAAAUGACGAUGAAAACGUUAACCUUUAUACAUAUACAGUCUGUCCUUAGAAUGUCUGUCUGUUUCUAGGCAACCUGACAUUGACAUUUAUUAUAGAUAGCUAGACAAACUCGUAAGAACAACUUCAAUUCAAUGCAAUUGAAAUAGACUUUUAUAUUAUUUACAUCGGAUUCCAUUUUUGAAAAAAGGAGGAUUUUGUGAAAGAGGGAAAUGCUAAAAAAUUAUACGCCAAAUAAAAAAUAGACAUGAAAUACCAUUUAUCGUGUGGCACUUGCAGCAAGCGUGCUCAUAAAUAACAAAGUAUAAAUAAUGUUUUUAACUGAUUUGUAUAUGUAAACAAAAACAAAACACGGAUGCAACACAAUGAUGCGGAAUGCGGUAAGCGAAUUUUUGUUAUCGUAGGUAAGUUAAGCAAAGAAUAAUGAAUUAUUCAUUUGGAGUGGCUGAAUGCAUUACUAGCGCAUGCGCAAUCUCGUUUCGCUGGAGUGAUCGCUGUAGCUUUUUCACGUCGCGGUGAGCGAAGUUGGGAUUCACUGUGUGUGGGGUGAUAAUUCCUCCUCAUGCUGUAAUAAAUUAUAAGCAAGCUUACAUUAAAUUACAGUAAACAGGACAAAUAAAUGGGACCUAGCAUAGGCCAUAUAUUACAUAUACUAUAUCUAGCUUUGGCCUGCUCCCUCUCUCUCCCUAGCGCCUACGCUAUGUCAACAGAGUAUUAGUACAGCUUGAAGGCCGAAGCAAUCUCAACUUACUAUUAUUCUUAUAUGUUUUGUAUUAAUUCUUAUUAAUUCAUUAUUCAUAUAUAAAAAAAUAAAGGAUCGUCAGGCAUGGAACACACUGGCGGCUACACAUACACAGGUACAUACCAUACUCUAGAAUUCAAAUUGAAAAAAAAAAAGAAACGACUAAAGAAACUUACUAUAUGCAGAAGAAAGACAUUGAGAGUUUCUGUAAUUCCUUUUCUGGGUGCUCCCAUCGUCAUGAGUCUGGCCUUCCUGGCACCCCAUCUUCACAUAUUGUAAUAUAUACUGUGUAAUUGUCACUAUUUAAUGUUACGAAAUAUAUACUGUAUUCGUUAUUAGGUUUGAAUUGAUACUGAUGUAUUUUUUAUUUUAGUACAACUCCAAGUACUGUAUAGCCUAUGAGGCUUUUAGAUAACCUAGUUGCAAAUACAAUUGCAUACAGUAAUUUGUUGUAGGAAGCAUAUCGUAAAUAUACACAUACAGGUCAAUAUAUCCAUUAUAAUAGCUUUGCCCCAUGGAACCAUAGAUUUGUAGUUUAGUUUCAAGAGCCCACAAACUGUACUCCCGAUAAGCUACAAGCAGAACUUUGUAACAUUAUAAAAUUUACGUCAUGGAAUGGGUACCCUUUAAAAGUUGUUAACCAUGUACUCAAAUUAAAUGAACUUAAGUGUAUACAUAGGCCUACUGAUGAUAGCUUGAUUAAGAGUUGGGUUAGGAAAGGCAUGUGAAACCAUUUUUACAUAGAUGCUUAAACAAAGUAAAGAAAAACCUAGUUAAAGAGGUAAAAUUCAUACCAUAUGGCAGUACAAAAGUGUCUCUCAUUUUAUAUCUAGCUCUUCUUCUCAUACCUCUCAUUACUGUGUAUCACUUCUUGUUACGUUGUGUUGUUACAAUAAACAUA
Molecule: messenger RNA, 4039 nt
Organism: Anneissia japonica
Lineage: Eukaryota; Metazoa; Echinodermata; Crinoidea; Comatulida; Comatulidae
Exons: 5
Coding region: 371-2170 (599 amino acids)
Source: RefSeq, a predicted model, not a curated record